Molecule: messenger RNA, 451 nt
Organism: Sceloporus undulatus (fence lizard)
Lineage: Eukaryota; Metazoa; Chordata; Lepidosauria; Squamata; Phrynosomatidae
Gene: ATP5F1E
Product: ATP synthase F1 subunit epsilon
Exons: 3
Coding region: 80-235 (51 amino acids)
Biological process (GO): proton motive force-driven mitochondrial ATP synthesis
Cellular component (GO): mitochondrial inner membrane
Molecular function (GO): proton-transporting ATP synthase activity, rotational mechanism
Source: RefSeq, a predicted model, not a curated record
CUUCCGGGUUAAGUGAGUCUAACCGACCUUGCGGCCCGAGGAGGAGAGUGGGGUUGGAGCGGUGUUCUGUUUGGCAGCCAUGGUGGCGUACUGGAGGCAGGCCGGGCUCAGCUACAUCCGAUUCUCCCAAAUCUGCGCCAAGGCAGUAAGAGAUGCGCUGAAGCCACAGUUUAAAGCAGAGGCAGAGAAAGUGGCAGGAGCCAACGUAAAAAUAGUAAAACCCAAAAAGGAAUGAUGCAGAAGGCCUGACCUCCUAGUAGGCAAAAUUGACAGCUGGUGGCUAUUCUCCUACGCAACUGCUUCCUGCGCUGUGAAAGUUAUUUGUAAAUGUGUAAAUCAGCAUGGCAAUAAACAGAACCUUCUGGAAAUACUUCCCAUGAAUAUUUCCUUACUGAGCAAAAAUGAUACAGCACUUUGAAGAAUUGUGUAAUAAAGCCAGUAUUUAAAAGUU